Messenger RNA from Aspergillus mulundensis, 3552 nucleotides. RefSeq lists its product as uncharacterized. The record is from RefSeq and is a predicted model, not a curated record. Lineage: Eukaryota; Fungi; Ascomycota; Eurotiomycetes; Eurotiales; Aspergillaceae. The coding region runs from base 1 to 3552 and encodes 1183 amino acids. The transcript has 6 exons.
AUGGCUCCUCAUAAGAAGAAGUCCAUCCACUUCGGGCCUUCGCACAGCGGCAAGAAGCCCGGAAAUAAGGGCAAAGUCCACAAGAAGAAACGGGCGAAGACUACCUCAAACGCAGGUCGCGCGUCCGAGUCUUCUGACGUUGCUUCGAAAUUCGAAGAUCCUUCUAUGCAGGCUAGUCCUUGGGAGAGUGAAAGCGAAGGCGAAAAAAAGGAGGACUUUCACCAUGAGUCCAGUCGCCCCGGCAGCCAGGCCGAAACCCUCUCAUCUGGCAUUCGACUCGCCCACGCAAGGAAAAGGAGUCAUUCACUUCCGAGCCAGAUUGUUGGUGACAGGACGUCUGCAGGUGAAGGAACAUUGAAUGGUAAGCUCCCGAUCUCCACUUACGUCGUCUUAUAUUCUCUGCUGGCUCCAUGGCCACCCUCACUUUCUACCACACCUGAGCUCCACAGUGUUAACACUUUACAAGCCCACAACGCUCGCACCCAAGCAAUUUCCCUUAUUCGAGCUCGCACCCUCAGUCGUUCGUCUGAUUGUGGCCAACUUUCUCCUGAGUUUCUACAGAUUCUUUUGCAGAACUAUUCUACGUCUGAAGGUGUUCCCGUCCCGGCCGCUGAAGGGCCACCCGGCAGCAUGGAUUUCAUGAAGGCAAGCCUCAUGGACUUCGUGAAGAAGCCCAAGAAGAACAAGUCCAAGGGUAAGAAGCAGAGUGGAAAUGCGGAAGCCGUCCAGGUUCCUGUUGAACAGACCGGCGGAUCAUCCAACGCACCUGAGAAGGGUAACACCGACCAUGUCCCUGUCGAACAAAUUGACAAAUUCUCCGAGUCUUCUCAGAAGGAUAGCACCGGCCUUGUUCCUGCUAAACAAACUGGCGAAUCCUCCGAAGCUCCUCAGCAGGAUAACAAUGACCAUGUUCUUGUCGAAGAGACCGGCGAAUCCUCCAAGGCAUCUGAAAAGGAAAGCACCGAAAACAAUGUUCUCACUGAACCAACUGGCGAGUCCUCCGAAGCUCCUCAGGAUAACAACGAUCAUGUUCUUCUCGAAGAGACCGGCGACUCCUCUAAGGCAUCUGAAAAGGAGAGCACCGAAAACAACGUUCCCACUGAACAAACUGGCGAGUGCUCCGAAGCUCCUCAACAGGAUAACACCGAGCAUGUUCUCACCGAAGAGAACGGCAAAUCCUCCAAGGCAUCUGAGAAAGAGGACACCGAAAACAAUGUUCCAACUGAACAAAUUGGCGAGUCCUCAAAGACGCCCGUCAUGGGUAGCACUCUCGAGCUGCCAAUUCGCGAGAAGGGUACCUCAACCAAUCCUGGCCCCGACGCAGAGGGACAGUCAAUCAAGACUCAGCCUUCUGACGACACCGACAAUGGCAAAGAUAAACAGCGCGUUGCAGUUCUAGAUGAAGCUUCCAAUGAGGAUGUAGCACUCCAUCUAGUUCAGUCUUCGGAUGAUACCGACAAAGAGAAUGUCAAGCAGCCUGUUGAAGUGUUGGAUGAAGCCGCGAACAAAGAUGCAGCACUGCCUUCUUCUCAGCCCCUUGACGACAUCGACAAGUGCAAAGGCAAGCAACGCGUCAAGCCGCUGGAGACCGAAGCCUUGAAAAGCGACCCAGCAAUCCCUUCCACUGAGCCUUCUCCCGUAGAGAGUGAGGAUUCUUGGACUAUCAUAAUCGAAAAACCAAAGUCUCCUGAAUUGGAUCGAGCUAAAGGAUCCUCGACAGCUCCUGUAAAGAAGGAAUCUUAUGCUGACAAGGUCAUGAACAAAUCACCAAAGUCUUCUGAAAUGUCUGGGGUCAAAGACGCGAAACCCGCAACUUCUCCCGUGCAAAAGAAGACCGGUGGUGUUGACGGCAAAGAUACAGCCAAAGCACCCAAAACUCUUGAGUCGACUGGGUCCAAAGAUGUGAAAUCCUCGAUUUCUCCCAUGCAAAAGAAGGCGGAUGGUGGCAAUGGGAAAGCCGCAGUUGAAGCACCCAAGACUCCUGAGUCGACCGGGUCCAAAGACUCGAGACCAUCUGUGCCAUCCUCUCAAAAGAGCUCUGCCAAACCAGCAAGCUCCAAGAAAAAGCAGCUCCCAACCAUCAAAGAAGGCCAGGCUCAGAAUGACACCGUCACUUCCGAGUACCCCUUUAUUGUAUCCUCGACUCCAAAGUCCACAAGCCCUGCGUCGACCUCAAACGUCUGGACGCCCAGCGUACCAGCAUCAACUCCCCAAACAGCCACUGCUACGUCUGCACCUUCAACUGGUGACAGCCCCAAAAACAAGGGUAAAGGCAAAGGCAAAGGCAAAAACAAGAACAGGAACAAGAACAAGGGCAAAGGCAAAGUCGCAAGCACCACCGAAGCCGUCUGCCCAGCCCGACCCCCAGCACCUUCCCCAUCGUCGACCAAGUCCACAUCCGGACCGCUGAUAGUAAGCAGCCACGCGCACCCAUCCCCAUCUACCGUUACCACCUCGUCAGCCGUCACAAACAACGCCAUCCAACACAAUGGCCGACAAAUGGUCACCCAAAAGCCCGCAGGAUGGUACUGGAACCUGGACAUCCACUGCUUUCCCUGUGCAAAGGAAGGCUGCAAUUUGAAGUGCAACCUCUGGGACGACGUAUCAAGAAUCUGCCCUAAGUGCGGCCCGUUCUCCACACUCCGCUACUGUUCACGAGAGCAUCUCCUGCAGGAUGUCAAGAAGCACUGGGAGCGCUGCGGAACGUACACCUUCGAGCAUCCGUGCAAGGAGUCGACUGUGGCUGAUAGCAUUCGUCUGGGCCCGCCGCUUAUCCCCUGCUUGUAUGGGUAUGACAUGCUCGAGCGUCAUCGCCAGGCUGUGCACUUUAACAUGAACCACCGCAAGGGCGACUACUUCAUCUUCAGCGACUGGGCUGACAUGGUCAGGAAGAAUCUGCACGAGAAGCCGGAUAGCGAUGAGCGGAAGACGAAAGUCCGCUGCUCGAGUGACAUUAUCCAUGUGGUCAAGUUUGAUGACCCGGAGGAGAGAGAUCGCUUUCGGCGUGUGCUUGCUGCGGUGCUUUUCGUAACCAUUGAAAACCCCAUGCUGACAGACUACCUGUACCGCAUGAUCCGCGACAACAUCCGCGCCACCACCACCGAUUUCACUAACCCCCCUCCCAACCCCCUGCUAUCCCUCGAAGCCUCCCUGGAGUACCAAAUGUACCGCGAGUUCAACACCACCAUCCAGCCCUACAUAACCGGCCGCCGCCACGCCUGCCCCACCGACUGGACAGGCCGCAACCGCCGCUCCUGCACCGACGAUGUCUGCUGGAAGGAGUAUGAGGAGCAGUACAAACUCGGCCAGCGUGCUCAUGGCGGCCAUAAGAUGGCUAUUGAGGAGCUUGAAGCUAGUUACUGGAUUCUCCGUAUGGCGCGCAUCACCCAUCCUACCGUGGAGCAUCCGAUGGAGCGCAUGUGGGGGAAGGGUUUCAGGGUGGAAGACGGGCACUUCGGCGUUGAUGAGCGUGAUAUGAGGAAGUUUCGUCGCGGGCCUGGAUGGGAUGGUUUCGACACUGGUGAGAUGCAGAUCGAGGGUGUUAAUUACUAG